Messenger RNA from Ectocarpus sp. CCAP 1310/34, 531 nucleotides. NCBI's taxonomy places the organism in Eukaryota, Phaeophyceae, Ectocarpales, Ectocarpaceae. The record is from the annotation of a GenBank genome assembly.
AUGCAAGCGAAGGAGGCUGCCAGCGGCAGGGGCCGUGCGCCACCAGGAGACAGGAAGACGCUGGAGGAGAGGAGAAAGGAGAGAAGGCUUUCGGCCGACCGCCGCAAGUCCGGUCCAAAGGCGACGGAUGUUGAAUCCAUGCGACAGGAUGGCAAGGCGGGGCGCAGGAGGCUCUCGGACAACCGCAGGAGGACCAGCAAAGGCAACAAGGCGGCCACCCUGCGCCGCGAACGGAGAUCCCUCCGCCCGCCCCUGGCGGGACACCCGGGCAUGGGACGGGCGUCUCUCCCAGCCCGAUUUGGCGCUCCGCCUGCUGCUGCUGCGGCUGCUGCUGCUGCCGAACCUGCAACGGCGAUGUCCCAGCAGGAUGUUGGGGUGGUAGUCAUGAACCUGGAUAAGGAAAGACAAGAGGAGGAGAAGAAGCCAGCAGAGGAGACGGGAGAGGGUGAUGACGCGCACUGGACGCCCGAGAUGGUGACGGAGGCUGCAAAGGUCAUCCUAGGGGGUGACCGGCAGGACCAAAUCAGGUAG